Sabethes cyaneus is the source of this 489-nucleotide messenger RNA. RefSeq lists its product as uncharacterized. Bases 1 to 489 code for a protein of 162 amino acids. The record is from RefSeq and is a predicted model, not a curated record. The transcript has a single exon. NCBI's taxonomy places the organism in Eukaryota, Metazoa, Arthropoda, Insecta, Diptera, Culicidae.
AUGUCAGACGGAAACGAUAACGCGACGACCGCCGCGAGCAACGCGAAGUACUGUAAAAAGUGCGAUCGUACCAAUGUGCAGGAAGGUAUGGUGUGUUGUGAUGUGUGCGAUUCGUGGGUACACUUCCAUUGCGCGGGUGCGAAUGAAUCGAUUGCGGAGCCAGAGAAAAGCUGGAAGUGCAGUGAUUGCAUAGCAAACUCGGAGGUUGGAUCGAAGUCGGCUGUGUCGUUCAACGAGUCGUCAGUCAGCAAGAGUAGCCGAGUGUCCCAGAAAUUGCAGCUCAGCUUGCAACUGCUAGAGGAGCAGCGGAAGUUAAAGAAGAAGCGCGCGGAAGAAGAGCUGCGUGCGCGGAAGCUGGAAGAGGAGGCUAAGUUGAAGGAGAUAGAGGAGGAGCAGGAGUACUUGAAAGAAAAGUACAAGUUGAUGGCGCAGUAUAAGUACAAGUUGAUAGAAGACGAAAAGGAGUCGUGCAGUAGGAAGUUAGCGUAA